AUGCAAGUCUUCUUGCUGCGCAAUUUGCUUGGCGCUCCACCAAACUGCACCGUGUCUAUCCCGGAUUGUGUCUCAUUGAAAGCUCGAUCCGAGGUCAUUGCAUCGAAAGAUGGUCACAGGGAGCUAGUCAUGAUACCGGCUCGACCAGAUCGUUGCAUCAAUGAUGCAGUGCACGAUGCAGUACAGCCAGAAGCUUGCCCUGGCUUCUGGAGCUGGGCCAAUUCAGUGACAUCGCCACAUUCAAACACCAAGCGUGGCAAAGUCUUUCUCUAUUUUGUCGGCGGUGCCUAUGUUGCGGGUCAUCCACUCCGUUUGGGCUUUGACCUGAGAUUGUCCGAAGCGACUGGUCUUCCCGUGUUCUCCGUCAAUUUCCGCAAAGCUUGCCAUCUCCACCUGACGUUCCCCGCUGCGUUGCAAGAUGCUGUUGCUGGUUUCUUCUACUUGCUCGAUCAAGGUUACAAAGCUGAAGACAUUAUUGUGUGUGGCGAUAGCGCUGGUGGUGGCCUCUCAGUCACACUCUGUCUGUACCUGCAAAAGGAAGGAUUCCAGGUCCCAGGCAAGGCAUUCCUCGUUUCGCCAUGGGUUGACUUGUGCGUCAGUCAGACAACGUAUAACCAGCAGCGCUUACGCCGAGACUUUCUCAAACCCGAGCGUUUAGAGUUUUGCGCCAUUCAGUAUACAUGGCACCGAAGGCAACUCCGGCAGACCCUCCUAUCGCCUGUGCAUGAUACGCUGCCUGAGGGAUACAGUUUUAAGGGGUUCCCAAAGACGUUCAUUACGUAUGCCACUGAUGAAGUCUUCUUUGACGAAGAUGAAGCUUUUGCCAAGGUUUUGAUGAAGCAUGGUGUGGAUGUUGAACAAUUCGUUCAACCAGAUGAUAUUCAUGUGUACUGUGUGCUGCCUAUGCAUGGAGUCGACCGUGAAGUGUUUAAGGCGCUCAAGGUGUUUGCAUUGAAGUAG
Protomyces lactucae-debilis is the source of this 960-nucleotide messenger RNA. Its product is annotated as Alpha/Beta hydrolase protein. NCBI's taxonomy places the organism in Eukaryota, Fungi, Ascomycota, Taphrinomycetes, Taphrinales, Protomycetaceae. The coding region runs from base 1 to 960 and encodes 319 amino acids. Gene Ontology annotation, molecular function: hydrolase activity. The record is from RefSeq and is a predicted model, not a curated record. The transcript has a single exon.